Trichophyton verrucosum HKI 0517 is the source of this 567-nucleotide messenger RNA. RefSeq lists its product as uncharacterized. Bases 1 to 567 code for a protein of 188 amino acids. NCBI's taxonomy places the organism in Eukaryota, Fungi, Ascomycota, Eurotiomycetes, Onygenales, Arthrodermataceae. The record is from RefSeq and is a predicted model, not a curated record. Gene Ontology annotation, molecular function: proton transmembrane transporter activity. Gene Ontology annotation, biological process: proton motive force-driven ATP synthesis. The transcript has 4 exons.
AUGGCAGCUACACGGAGCGCUGCUCUCAAACUCGAUUGGGCCAAAGUAGCCCAGAGCCUUGGACUUCGCGGCCAAACCGCUGCCUCUCUCCAGGCCUUCAAGAAGCGUAACGACGACGCCCGCCGCAAGGUUCAGGUCCUGUCCGAAGCGCCCCAGACUGUCGACUUCGCCCACUACCGCAAGGUGUUGAAGAACCAGGCCAUCGUUGAUGAGAUCGAGCAGCACUUCAAGAACUUCAAGCCAGUCACCUACGAUGUCAACCGACAGUUGAAGGCCAUCGAAGCCUUUGAGGCUCAGGCCGUCAAGAACGCCGAGGAGACCAAGGGCAAGGUCGAGAUGGAAUUGGAGUCUCUGUCACAGACCUUGGACAACAUCGAGUCCGCCAGACCAUUCGAGGACCUCACAGUCGUAUGUUCUUCCUAUAUCCCAAUCUUGUUGCAUUUGUACCAAGACGAUGUUGCCGCUGCUGCCCCAGAAAUCGACCGCAAGACCGCUCAGCUCGUAUCCAAGGGUAUCUGGAUGCCACCAGGCUACAAGGAGAAAUACGGCGACUUGGCUGUCAUGUAA